Molecule: messenger RNA, 2690 nt
Organism: Cryptotermes secundus
Lineage: Eukaryota; Metazoa; Arthropoda; Insecta; Blattodea; Kalotermitidae
Exons: 13
Coding region: 343-2058 (571 amino acids)
Biological process (GO): proteolysis
Molecular function (GO): serine-type endopeptidase activity
Source: RefSeq, a predicted model, not a curated record
UAUUUCGCUUCCAUCUUCAGGGCCAAGAAAUAAGUCAAACAAGAAAUUGCUUUGAAAAUGUGGUAAGCAGAGUCCAGAAAAUACAACUUUUCAUAGCCACUGCUGUGAAAAACUCAGAUUCUACAUGUUGAAUUUGUGGUUUGCUUUAGUGUUGUGCUGCUGAAAAAUGUGAGUACCUGCUUUGGUGGCAUUCUAGUUACAUAGCAGCAUAAAGGCUUUAACACAGUAUAUUGCAGAUCAGUUGACAGUCCAAACGGAAGUGUAUUUGGCAAAUACUCUGAGAUUAGAUAACCUCUCACUUUCUCUUGUGCAGAAUAGUGGAAUCAGUCAUUGUAACAAUAUAUGGCAGUGGGCACAGAUGUUACACUUUGCAGCAAGAUGUGGUUUCCAUUUCUUCUGGCUGUCUCAGGUCUGGCUUUCAGCGCUGGAGCAUCAAACCACCAUGAGGAGCCAUGGAAUACACGUUCUAUUUUAGGAGGCAAUAAAAUCGGUAUUAAGUAUGUUCCAUAUCAGGUUUCACUGGCUACUUUUGAAGAUGAAGAGGGUGUGCGCUCCACUGAUCACAUGUGUGGAGGUUCCAUCAUCAGUGUUAGUUGGGUUUUAACUGCAGCACAUUGUGUAUAUGGUAUUGACCCUCAUGAUAUAUUGGUGCGUAUUGGCUCUAGACUUAAGGAUAAGGGUGGCCAUCUGCACAAAGUGAGCCAAAUCUUUGUACAUCCAGACUUCAAUGAAGAUGACCUAGAUUCUGAUAUUGCCUUGCUUAAGGUAUCGCAACCAUUUGCAGUCAGUAAAAAGGUGAAACCAGUUAAGCUAAACAGGGACACAGUUCAGCCAGGCGUGUUUGCAAUUGUCUCAGGGUGGGGCAAAACAAAGGAGAGUGGUAAAGCAGCCAAGGUCCUCCAGAAAGUGCGUGUACCUGUGAUUCCACAGAGGGAAUGUGAGUGGUUGUACAUCCGAGUGAAUAUAACGUCAAACAUGUUCUGUGCAGGAUUUUAUGGACAUGAUUCCUGUCAAGGAGAUUCAGGGGGUCCCAUUGUGUCUGGGGGUCGUCAGAUUGGUAUUGUAUCAUGGGGUAAUGGCUGUGGGCGUUAUAAUUUCCCUGGUGUCUACACCAAUGUUGAAAAGUUUUGGCAUUGGAUUCUAGAGGUGAGUGGUGUGUAUAUGCAGUUUUAUGCACUGAAUGUUGUGUUUUCUAGAUGUGGCCUGUCUGAGUUCUUGCUGCAGAUUGUGAAGCGUUUGGGUCCAGCCAUUGCAGUGUGCUACAGGAUGAGGUUUUCAUUUCUUCUAGCUGUGUUAGUUUUGGCUGUCAGCACUGGGGCAUUCAAAUUUUAUAAUCGCCCAUCACAUCUAUCAAACCGACCUAUUGUUGGUGGUGUUGAUGCUGAGAUCAGCAACUUUCCCUAUCAGGUUUCACUGUCAUACAGCUUUAAUAAUUCGGGCGAAAUUUAUGCUAGACACUUCUGUGGAGGUUCCAUCAUUAGCGUGGACUGGGUCCUGACAGCUGCUCACUGUGUCCAAGGAACAUACCCAGAAGACAUAUUUGUGCGUGUUGGGACAAGUACUGUAAAUGAAGGCGGGUUUCUCCAUGAAGUCACGAAAGUAAUUUCACACGCAGAAUAUGGCAGAGGUAUUGACACAGAUUAUGACAUUGCUUUGCUGAAGGUUGCCAAACCAUUUGAAAUUGGUCCAGACGUGAAACCCAUCCCGUUGAACAAGAACCCGUUGCGACCUGGUGAAAUAUUGGUGCUGUCAGGAUGGGGUUUGACAUCUGAGGGUGGUGAUAUUGCAGGUACUCUGCAGAAGGUGGAAGUGCCAGUAGUUCCACAGUGGGAAUGCAAAUGGUUGUAUGGACAUGAGAAGUUAUCAGUCAACAUGUUCUGUGCUGGUCGCGCAGGAAGGGAUACAUGUCAGGGUGACUCUGGGGGACCUGCCGUGGCUAAUGGCAUUCUUGUUGGAAUUGUAUCAUGGGGUGAAGGCUGUGGUCGUCCAGGGUACCCUGGCGUCUAUGCCAGUGUUGAAAAGCUACGUAAAUGGAUUUUUUACAAUAGUGGUGUAUAGUUUUUAUGUUGAUCGAAAGCCCUAGUAUAUUUGCUCAGAAUUUGAUGUAGCUGUUUCACUUUGUUUAAUUCAUGUAUAAAUUUUUCUUGUCCUGUCAUAAAAAUGUAUAUCUUACUGUGUGACGAGACAAAUGCCUGGUUAGAGAGCUGAAGCUUCUGACUUAAAGAGCGAUGAUGUAAUAAUGUUCUGCCUGGUCAUGGCUCUUACAGACCUCACAGGUUAGUGUUAGGUAAGUAUGAAGCAACAAUGGAAUGAUUAUUAAUGUGGGGGAAACUAAAGAAACUCAGAAUAGAAGCUGCUUCAGUGCCAUUUCAACCACUGCAGAUCCCACAUGAAGUUACCGUGGGAUCCAUUCCAAGUCCCCAUGCUGACAUGUUACAACAGUUCCUGUAUCCCCAGGCAGCUGAUAUGCAGCCUAACAUAAUCUUCCAACAAGAUGGAGCCCUCAAAUUUGGGUCUGGAUGUUCGGAGGUCCCUCAGUGCUGCCUUCCAAGAUCACUGGAUUGGAUGUGGCAGGCCAAUUCGCUGGCCACCACGUUCAGUGGACCUCACUACGCUCAAUUUCUUCCUCUGGGGUUACAUGAAGGACCAUGUGUUCGUGCCUCCAGUGAAUGACCUCCCAGAUUUACGAG